AUGGCGAGAAAGAAGGGAUCAAAGACCUCCGGUCUUGAAGAUUCCGAGUCAGCAAUAACUCCGAUCCUUGAGAUCAGUCAAUCUGAGCCUCUCUUCACAGCAGCAGCCCACCCCUCUAAACCAAUAAUAGCUACUGGUCUAGGCACCGGCCAUGUUUUCUGCUAUUCGUAUGACGAUGAGGAGCUUCAGGAAAUUGUCGAUAAUAAAAGAGCUGCUUUUCUCAAGAAAAACGACUCGGAUGACGUUCGUGUAUCGUUGUUGAAGAAGAAAUGGUGGGUGAAUGAGAAGGAUCAUUCAAAUAUGGGAAGCGAUUCUCCAGUCACAAUUAAUUGGAAAACAAAGAGACAUAAAGGCUCUUGUCGGUCUGUCACCUUUGACGUGCUAGAGAACUCUGUAGGAGAGCAUCUUUACUCCGUCGGGACUGAUCAUAUGAUUAAGAAAGCCAUGACCGAAACAGGAAAAGUUGUGGCCAAAACAGACUUUUCAUCGCAUUUAGGUGAAGAAAAAGCAGACGAAGUGACGACAGUGGCAGCUUCAACGACACAUCCGUUUUUGCUUGCUGGAACCGAAGAUGGUAAUGUACUCGUUUUUGACAGCAAUAAGUUAUCGUCGCCGGAAUUGAAGUUCCGCUGCGAUAAGAUGCACGAAGAUGCUGUUAGCAAGAUCUUGCCCAUGCCUGCUAUCUCAGCAUACCACUAUUUGUCUUUGGGCUCCACUGUCCUCUCGCAUAUUGACAUUCGUAAGGGUAUAAUCACACAAUCCGAUGAUCAGUCAGACGAGCUACUAUCCAUGUGCUAUCCCACAGAGUACAUGUACGAAAAGAAAAAUGAUACAGUGAUUGUAGGUCACGGAGAGGGUAUUGUCACCUUAUGGAAGAACUCGACUAACUGCUUCAUGGACCAGCUUUCCCGUGUCAAGGUCAAUAAAAACGCCUCUAUUGACACUCUUAUUGCACCAAUGAAUGCAGGCGACCCAAAUUUGCUAGAUUCCAUUUGGUGUGGAGACAGUGACGGAUUGAUUCAUAGAAUCAACUACAAACGUGGAAAAGUGGUUGAGAGAAGAGCGCAUUCUUAUCUGUCGUCAAAAAUGGGUUUGACCGAUGAGGUGAGUGGACUCGACAUUGAUUAUCAAUAUCGCUUGAUCAGUUCUGGAAUGGAAAGUCUUAAGAUCUGGUCAGCUCAGACAGAGGAGGAUCUCAAAAACGAGUCCAAUUCGGAAGACGAUAGUGAUAGUGAUAGUGAUAGCGAUAGUGACUUAGACUCCGAUAUGUCUGACUCAGAUGAUGGCAAAUUUGGAGGAGUCCCUGGCUCUGGUUCGGACGAUGACGCGUUUGCUGGCAAAAAAUCCUCCAAGAAAAUGGAUUCUGAAGAUGAGAGCGACCAGGAGGGAGAGGAAGAUAAUGAAUCUGAUGACGAUGACACAAAUGGUGAAACGACCAAGAAAGUUGCAUACUCGACGAGCUUCUCCAAGCCCAAGCGAAAGAUGAUCAACUUGAACAAGAAAUCCGUCGACGGGGCCGAAGGUGAGAAAUCUUCCGAGAAUAAGAAGCGGAAACUUAAGCAAGUUGCAAAGUCGAUCCCGAACAACGGUAUCGCAAGGUUCGACGGACUCUAG
Messenger RNA from Australozyma saopauloensis, 1614 nucleotides. RefSeq names its product Jip5p (gene JIP5). The coding region runs from base 1 to 1614 and encodes 537 amino acids. NCBI's taxonomy places the organism in Eukaryota, Fungi, Ascomycota, Pichiomycetes, Serinales, Metschnikowiaceae. The record is from RefSeq and is a predicted model, not a curated record. The transcript has a single exon. Gene Ontology annotation, molecular function: protein binding.